Hippocampus zosterae (dwarf seahorse) is the source of this 3502-nucleotide messenger RNA. RefSeq names its product zinc finger protein 280D (gene znf280d). Gene Ontology annotation, molecular function: RNA polymerase II cis-regulatory region sequence-specific DNA binding; DNA-binding transcription factor activity, RNA polymerase II-specific. Gene Ontology annotation, biological process: regulation of DNA-templated transcription. The transcript is spliced from 18 exons. The record is from RefSeq and is a predicted model, not a curated record. Lineage: Eukaryota; Metazoa; Chordata; Actinopteri; Syngnathiformes; Syngnathidae. Bases 2 to 2623 code for a protein of 873 amino acids.
AAUGUCUGAACUCUUUAUGGAAUGUGAGGAAGAGGAGCUCGAACCAUGGCAGAAACCAGCGCCUCAGCAUGUGUUAAUUGAGGAUGAUGAUGAUGACGACGAGCCCAUAUUUGUUGGAGUAGUAUCAAAAAACGAAAAAGAGGUGCCGCCAAUCUCUCCACCUCCCUCAAAGACCAAUGUGGAGAAACAAGAAACCAACUCUGCUCCUGCUCCUGCUCCUGCUCCUGCGUCAACCCCAGCCUCCUCUUCUAUAAUGUUACCUUUGAAAAUAGCUGGAAAUGCCAUUAGCACCUCUUCAUCUGGUUUCACAACACUGACUCCGCAGCCUGUUAUUGUCAAUGAUCAGGGGUUAAUCGUAACCCAACAGUUAACCAGCAACAACAACCUCAUUGCCACACUUGGGAAUCAGUAUCCUCCUGGGACCAAAUUUGCCCUUGUAACAGCCGGUCAGCCACAGCAGCUCAUCCAGCGGUUUUCACCAGUAACAACUGCGGUGCCCGGUGUUGUCCAUCGGCCUCAUGUGCAGCAGAUCCGAAACAAUGUUGUGACGUUGGCUAAUGUGCAGAACCCUACUGUAUAUACAACCAAACCCCAUCUGCUACAAGUCAGCCAGGCCACUUCUCUGCAGACCAUUGCCUUGCCUGGUCAGGCUAACAGCUUAAACAAAGAGACCCUGAAGCGGGUCUUGCCAGCUCAGCAAAUAGACACUGCUGCAAAAAGAUUCAAAGAUGAUGUCUGCCAAGCAAACGUGACCAAACCAUUGGAAAAUGGUGACAUUAAGAAAAAUUGCCCAAACUGUAAAGAAGAAUUCCUACAGCAGGAGGUGUUGGAUUGUCAUAUGACUAGUUGUCAGGCUAAAGUGGAAGGGAACGCUCUGCUUACCAAUAACAUUGUCACGCACAAACGCAUCAUGCUGGUGUCAGAAUUCUACUAUGGGAGAUUUGAGGGUGAUCCUCCCAAGGCAUCGCUGCAGAGAAGCAGCAUCACUUUCAAGUGUCAAAGCUGCAGCAAAGUUCUCAAAAGCAACAUCAAGUUCAUGAACCACAUGAAGCACCACCUGGAGCUGGAGAAGCAGAACAAUGAGUCCUGGGAGAGCCACAUAACUUGCCAGCAUUGUUACCGCCAGUACACAACUCCAUUCCAUCUGCAGUGCCACAUCGAGAGCGCGCACAGCCUCAUCGAAUCUUCCACGAAUUGCAAGAUAUGUGAGCUUGCGUUUGAGUCUGAGCAAGUGCUUCUGGAGCAUAUGAAAGACAACCACAAGCCCGGGGAGAUGCCCUACGUCUGUCAAGUGUGCAAUUACAGAUCUUCCUUUUUCUCGGACGUGGAGACACAUUUCCGAAGUGUCCAUGUAAACACAAAAGACCUGCUGUGUCCUUUUUGUCUCAGAAUUCUGAGAAAUGGUCAGUGUUACAUGCAUCAUUUCAUGAAACAUCAGAAAAAAGGCAUCCAUCGCUGCGGAAAAUGUCGACUGAAUUUCCUCACCUACAAAGAUAGAAUCGACCACAGGGCUCAAGUCCACAAGACUUUUAAAAAGCCUUCAGUACUGGAGGGCCUGCCCGCGGGGACAAAGGUGACUAUUCGGGCCUCCCUCAGUGCCAAGACAGUCACCAUGUCGAGUUCAGUGGAUCGAUCUGCUGUCGUUUUAACUCCUGAAACGCUGAGCAACAGUGCAAAAAUCAAACCUGGUGGUUUGGGCAAAUCCAAACGUAACUCCUCCGAAGCAGUCAAGCCCAAGGCAGUUCUGAAGAAUAAAGGGAAUUCUGCUACCAAUUGCAACCUGUCACUCAAAAGCAUGAGUGUGAAUGGAGGUUGCUACACCUGCAUUGAGUGCAACACCAAAAUCGAUGACUUCUCUUCCCACUUCUUGCUCUCUUCGGAUUGUGGCGCCUGCAAUUAUCGGACAAGUUGCAAAGUUGCCAUUGGAAAUCACAUGAUACGAUUUCACAGCACAGUCAGCAAGAGCAGGUUUUCCAAAGUGGAUCAGAGGAAACACUCAUCUGCAAUGAAAUUAACGCUGGUGUGUCUCAACUGUGACCUCCUGGUGGAUGCGUCAGGCGGCGAUGUGAUGAGCAAACAUUUAAAUGACAGAACAAAUCACAUAUGCAAAGUCAUUGAGGAGAAAGGUGUCAAAGCCGAAACUGGAGUCCAGGACUACAGUGAGACUGUCCGAAUGAAAAGGAAGGAAAUACUCCCCAAACUGAAGGAGGCUCGAGAAACGGGUGAUAUUGCCUGCCAGAGACACGACAAACCGAUCAUCGUCAAUCAAACUGCACACCAAAACAACACAGAAACAUCUGAUCACUCCUCAAAGUCACUCACAGUUUUGAAGUCAUCACCAACGGAAACGACCUUCGAACCGGUGCAAAUCGAGAAGAUGGAACACUUACUUCACGCCAAGGUUGAACAACUUAAACCUUUGCCCGUAUUGCCUGCAGCUCCCGAAGAUUCUGUCGGAGAAAACGCAAUGCAAUCUGUCUCCUCACCUGUUGAAGAUUCUUCGAGCGAAAAUGUGAUGCAGGCUGGCUCCUCCUCUUGCGCGUUGGAUGGCGUCGAUGAUGUUGAGCCAAUUGGAGACUUGAAUAUCACGGAUAACUGUCAACCUGAUCAAAUAUCUGAUUGAGCAGCAAACGGCGGUACCAACAGAGCCACUACCAACAAACUCUUUUUAUACUUCUCAAACCAUUCAAGUGUUCCCCAUCGAAGAAUGGCAGAAUUUGUCAUUCAUCCAACCAUGAAUCAGUCAAGAUGUCCCGCCAAAGGAACAUUGUAGAUAUGUCAUGAUAGUGGAUGCUGUUAAACUCAUAUCGGUACAUUUAGAAAACAUCAUUGGGAUCCCACUAGUGAGCCUCGCGAUGCGUUUGAACCUUCGGCAUCCGCCUGGCACACUUUUAUAUUUUUUAUUUUUUUGUGCAGAACCGUUUUAUUGAAUAUGUUAAAAUGUCUUUCACACAGUUCUUUAGUUGUCGUGUACCAAGAUGGGCCGUUGGUUUUAUUUUGAUGGCAUUUGACCUGAAAUGCCUUAAGAGAAGUGUUUUUAAAUAGGCCGCAAGAGGGCAUGAUAUUCAAUAAUGCGCCUGAUGCAGGAUCAUCCAUUACCCUACUGAAGCUCGAAACAUUGACACCAUGGUUUUAGGCUUUGUCCCGAAACCAAAGAUGUUACGCUGAUGUAGAAAAUGUCCAUUGGUUGUGGUUCUUUUCCACAUUCCAAUCAUGAGUUCAAAACACAAAUCUAAAGUUGAAAUAUUUAUUUAAAAAAAAAAAGUUUACUUAAGACGUGUAUGUUAAGGUUAAGGAACAAUCCUGGUGCACAAAUGUCUUGGUUUACAAUUUAUAGUAUUGUUUUCUUCCUUUGUUUUAUGUCAUGUGGAAUAGUCUAGAUCAUGUGAUCAAGGCAGUUAUUUCUACUUCUGAUAUCUGUUAUACUGUACAUUAAUUUCCAGGUUACAGUAUUUGUUUAAAAAAUAAUUAAAUGGCAUUAAUAGCCUGCUGGUGAUCUUCA